Messenger RNA from Gekko japonicus, 489 nucleotides. It is a transcript of the gene RIMS3, whose product is annotated as regulating synaptic membrane exocytosis 3. Gene Ontology annotation, cellular component: cytoskeleton of presynaptic active zone; presynaptic membrane. The transcript is spliced from 4 exons. Bases 1 to 489 code for a protein of 162 amino acids. Gene Ontology annotation, molecular function: small GTPase binding; transmembrane transporter binding. The record is from RefSeq and is a predicted model, not a curated record. NCBI's taxonomy places the organism in Eukaryota, Metazoa, Chordata, Lepidosauria, Squamata, Gekkonidae. Gene Ontology annotation, biological process: regulation of synaptic plasticity; calcium ion-regulated exocytosis of neurotransmitter; regulation of membrane potential.
AUGGCAACCAUGCAAGUUGGGAACAUCACAGGAAGUGAUGUCCACAUUGGGAUGAUGGACAGGAAUGGGCAGCUGGAGGUCAAAGUGAUCGAGGCACGUGGCCUCACUCCAAAGCUAGGAUCCAAGUCUAUCCCCGCCUCCUAUGUCAAGGUUUACCUCUUGGAAAAUGGGGCCUGCCUGGCCAAGAAGAAAACAAAGACAGCCAAGAAGACCUGUGACCCCCUGUACCAGCAGGCCCUGCUCUUCGAUGAGGGUCCCCAGGGCAAGGUGCUACAGGUGAUCGUCUGGGGGGAUUAUGGCCGCAUGGACCACAAAUGCUUCAUGGGAAUGGCGCAGAUCGUUCUGGAAGAGCUGGACUUGUCCAGCAUGGUGAUGGGCUGGUACAAGCUCUUCCCCACUUCCUCGUUGGCGGACUCCACGAUUGGACCCCUGACGCGACGUCUCUCCCAGUCCUCUCUAGAGAGUUCAACAAGCCCCUCUUGUUCUUAA